This is a messenger RNA of Colletotrichum orchidophilum, 756 nucleotides long. RefSeq lists its product as uncharacterized. NCBI's taxonomy places the organism in Eukaryota, Fungi, Ascomycota, Sordariomycetes, Glomerellales, Glomerellaceae. Bases 1 to 756 code for a protein of 251 amino acids. The record is from RefSeq and is a predicted model, not a curated record. The transcript has 2 exons.
AUGGCAGCCGUUUGCAAGGCCUGCGAGGACCCCCUCAUCAUCACAAUCGACCCGGACAGCGAAGACGAGGACAACCAAGCUGGCGACGAGCCGCAAAACGUCCCCGAUGACCUCGAGCUCCCCUGCGGCUGUCACUUCCACUGGCAAUGCCUCCUAGAUCAAUCCGAAGAAACAGCCCUCUCCCUAUCCUGCCCCUCCUGCAAACGCUACCUCCCCACCCCCACCCCCUCCGGCGAGCCCGCCAUCCUAACCCGCUACGUAAACGAAGGCGGCCUCCAAGACGCCCUCGACGUCCUCCCCGCCAUCACGGAAGAAGCCUACCUCGCCUCCAACCCAGACGCCCGCCCGGCCCGCGCCUACCACCUCAUGUGCGCAGAAGGCGACGUCGAGGGCAUAGUCUCCCUCCUUCAGGACGCAAACGAGGAGCUCGCCGGCGACGUGACACAACUGGGCCAGCUCAUCCGGUACCAGGACCCGAUCGCAGGCGGCAGGAGCGCGCUGCACGUUGCGCUCGACAAGGCGCAGGAGGAGGUCGUGUGGUUGCUGCUCUGGAUCGCGUCGCGGUUGCCCACGGACGCGUUCCCGGUCGCGGCGCGACAGGCCGCCGAGGCGCUGCAGAUUGUGCGGUUGACCAACGAUGUCGGCGAGGAUAUUCGCGCGCUGAGGACGGAGAACGGCACGACUGCCGAGGAUGUGGCCAAGGGCAUGCCUGCUCACUGGGGCGCCUUGCUCGAGGCCGGUAUGCUGCGUGCUUAG